UUUAUUGUUAUUUAAGUUGAAAUGACUUUAACAUCCAAGUUGAUUGUACUUAAGGUACUAAAGUACAUUGUACUAAAAAUGUAAGGCAGUGCAUAGCGCUUUUCACAAUAUAUGCUGUAUCAAAACAGCUUUACAGAAUUUUUUUUCAGUGCUUUUAACAAUAAAUAUUCUGUUAUCAGCCAGAGAUGAGUGUCAAAGUAAUGCCCAUAUAGCGGAAAUAUAGCGAAAAUGUAAUAUAAUGAAUGUUAAUAGUUAAUUUAUUCAGGUUAGCAACAACACAACAAACGUGUUAGGCAGCAAUUACAACUUGUGCUCAUAAUGAUUACUAUAUCAGGAUAAUAUUACAUAAUAUUAAUAUUGAGAUGCACUCAAUACACUCGGAUUUAUUGUACAGGAUGGUAUCUAUAGUGGUCCGGCGUUCCCUAAACCCUCAGGCGAAGUCCCAAUCAUCCCCCUGACCGUCAUUAGGAACUGCCAGUGUGCCUGGAGAGGGGGAGUGUAGAUAAAUUUCAGAUAGUGUCAAUUGCAGAUGAAAGAUGCUAGGGGUGUCAUGCUUGACUUGCUUCUGUUCAACAAAGUCCCAUCUCUCACAGACCCCCCCCCCCUCCCCAUACACUUUCGGAGGCAACAGCGGCAGCGACCUCAAGCAGGCGCCCCCAGUUCGCUAACCCAAACACCCCCCCCUUUCCGAACACCCGCCCCUCCCUUUCCUGCUUACCUUGGCUAAGCCGCUUUGCAUGUUGAUUGGGGGAGGACUAAUCCAGUUUGCAGCUGUCGGAGGCCAAUGAUGAAUCACCUUUCCGUCAUUCGGCCGGGCCCGGGAGGAGGGAAGACCUGGAAGGAGGAAACAACGGUGGAGGGGUUGAGCCUACCAGACAAUGUGCCUCUCUGUUCCACCGACUCCUCUCUUCCCAUUCUGUGUGAGAAUAACAAAAAUGUUUUCUCAGACAACGUCUAUUGUGUCACGGAUGGGUCUUCACAGAGACACUGAGCUGAAAUAACAAGGAGGGAUAUUGUUUUUAGGGUCCUGGCAGGUGGAAAGAAAGAAAAGAAAAAGGAAGGACAGAAAGAAAGAAAAAAGAAAGAAAGAAAAGGAGAGAGGGAGGGGGGGGGGGAACAUUGUUUGACAGAUGGUUGAGGUUUGUCCAGUUUCAGGUAAGAGGGAGUUGAUUUGCUGCCAGCAGCAUCACUGGAAAGCAACCACUUGUUUAGCAAAGUGCACCGGUUUUCAGAACUUCUGGAGAAAGUGUCUGGAAGUGUGAAAGAAACUGGACAGAGGGAUUUAGGGGUAUCAGAAAAGGAAAACAUUUGACAAAUGCGGUUUGUGUCAGAAACUGACGUUAUUUUUUUACAUCUCCAUGGCAUGGAUUAUUUUUCCCUUGUUUUAACUGCGACCAGCUGUAACGGAUAUUUUAUAGCCGAUCAAGAAAAAGAGGUCUAUGGAAAUGCAGGAUCUAGCUAGUCCACACAGCCGAGUAAGUGGAAGCAGUGAGUCCCCAAACGGUCCCAACAUCGACAACUCGCAUAUAAAUAACAAUUCCAUGACACCAAAUGGCACUGAAGGUGAUAACAUCACUAUGCUUACCACAGCUGACUGGUUGUUAAGUUCUAGUUCACAGUCCGCUGCAGUUAAAACAGAGCCAAUGAGCAGCAGUGAAAUCGCCACCUCUGUAGCAGACGGCUCUCUAGACAGCUUCUCAGGAUCAGCCAUUGGAACCAGUGGCUUCAGCCCAAGACAAACUCACCAGUUCUCUCCCCAGAUUUACCCUUCCAACAGACCCUAUCCACACAUUCUUCCGACUCCUUCCGCCCAAAAUAUGGCCGCGUACGGACAGACGCAAUACACCACAGGAAUGCAGCAGGCUGCUGCCUAUGGCACGUACUCUCAGCCAGGCCAGCCCUACGGGAUUCCAGCCUAUGGUCCAUUGUGGGCAGGCAUCAAGACAGAGGGUGGAUUGACCCAGGCCCAGUCUCCAGGCCAGAGUGGUUUCCUCAGCUAUAGUUCCAGCUUCUCUACGCCUCAGACGGGACAAGCGCCCUACAGUUACCAGAUGCAAGGAGGCAGUUUUACAACAACUUCAGGGCUUUACGCUGGAAGCAAUUCCCUCACAAACUCAACUGGAUUUAAUAGUACACAACAGGACUACCCCUCCUACCCAGCUUUUGGCCAGACUCAGUAUGCGCAGUAUUACAACAGUAGCCCCUACACCUCUCCAUACAUGACCAGUAACAACACCAGCCCCACCACACCCUCCACCACUGCCACCUACACCCUACAGGAACCUCCAUCAGCGAUCACCAGCCAGGCCCUCUCAGAGCAACCGGCAGGAGAGUACAGUACAAUCCACAGUCCAUCAACGCCCAUUAAAGAUUCAGAAUCGGAUCGAUUGCGCCGAGCUUCGGAUGGAAAGUCACGUGGCCGGGGAAGGAGGAACAAUAACCCAUCCCCACCUCCUGACUCUGACCUUGAGCGCGUGUUCAUUUGGGACUUGGAUGAAACAAUCAUCGUUUUCCAUUCCUUGCUCACAGGAUCUUACGCCAACAGAUUCGGAAGGGAUCCACCAACGUCGGUGUCAUUGGGACUUAGAAUGGAAGAGAUGAUCUUCAACUUGGCCGACACACAUUUCUUCUUCAACGACUUGGAAGAAUGCGAUCAAGUCCAUAUCGACGACGUGUCUUCGGACGACAACGGGCAGGAUCUAAGCACAUAUAAUUUUAGCACAGACGGAUUCCACGCUGCUGCCACUAGUGCCAACCUCUGCCUGGCCACCGGCGUACGAGGAGGUGUGGACUGGAUGAGAAAGCUCGCCUUCCGCUACAGACGAGUAAAAGAAAUUUACACCACCUAUAAAAAUAACGUCGGAGGUCUGCUUGGCCCGGCCAAAAGGGAAGCCUGGUUGCAAUUGCGAGCAGAAAUUGAAGCCCUGACUGACUCCUGGUUAACACUGGCACUGAAAGCACUAACAUUAAUCCACUCAAGAUCAAACUGUGUGAACAUCUUAGUGACCACAACACAGCUCAUACCUGCCCUCGCCAAGGUCCUUCUGUAUGGACUGGGAGUAGUAUUUCCAAUUGAAAACAUUUAUAGCGCCACGAAAAUAGGAAAAGAGAGCUGCUUCGAGAGAGUAAUCCAGAGGUUCGGCAGGAAAGUUGUUUAUGUGGUGGUGGGGGACGGUGUGGAGGAGGAGCAAGGGUCGAAAAAGCACAACAUGCCUUUCUGGAGGAUCUCUAGUCACUCUGACCUCAUGGCCCUUCACCACGCUCUGGACCUGGAGUACUUGUAGCACUGUGACGGCUCUGUCCCAGGGCGUGCGAGGGCCCUGAAGACCCAAACCCAGCACCGUCAGCCUGCUUCGUCGCCCGAGCGUCUGCGUUCCAACAGCACCAGACCAAAAAACAAAAUCGUUCACACACACAACGUAGAGAGAGCGACUCUCUCAGCGUGUUGACACAUGGCCGCAAUUCGUCUUAACCCUAAACCUUUUUCGAAGUGGAGGAGAGUGAAUUUAUGGCGCUGCAGCUGCUGGCCCUGGUUACUGUGAAUUGGCUUUUUUUUCCAAAGCCAUCAAAAUGUUUUACAGCCCUGUCUACGCGGGGGACUCGGCAAGGGUUCACACCUGUGACAAAAACUGAGCUACCGAUGCCUUUGGAACUCAGCAGGACUCCGAUCCCACUGCGACUUGGUGUAAUGUUUUGUCUCUACGUCUCCGUCUUUCUCAAUCGAUGGUACAAAGAAAGUCGGACACGGCCCCGUCGUUUUUCUCGUUUCUCCAGCUCCGUCGUCCUGGAUGUCCUGCUCUUCUUAUUUAUAAUCUUCGAGAGACUUUGUGGAGAGGCACCGGGCCCCCAAAAAAAGGCGCUUUGUUUAAGAGACUUGUGCCUUUUUGCGUUACAAAGUACUUUGAUUCCACUACACCAAGAAGUUUAUGGAAGAAAAAAAAAAGGAUUUUCUAAGUAAUUUAAGGAAAAAAAAUUUAACAAAACACUAUUUACAUUGCAGAGACAAUCGUGUACAGACAUUUUUUUGUGUGUAAAUUUGUAAUCACUGGACUAUUCUUUCCUAUAUUGAUUAAGGUACAUGCUGUAGAAAGCGCUUCAUGGAAGUCCGUAAAGGCGUUGCCCGCAGUAGCUCGUGCAAAGCCUGAAAGUGUUGACGUGUUCGAGGUUUCAUUCAAUAAAUAAAUGUAGAUAAGGAUUUUUUUUGUUUUUGUGAUAAUUGUUUUGUCAUGACCAAAAGCAUGGAUGUCAAGUGUCAAUAAUUUCGUAUUUUUCUUCAGUGAUGUUUCGUUUCCUCCUUUGUGCGCUUCUGGUGGUGAGAACUUGUAGAGACUUUCUCCACAAUGAAAUGCGACUCUUUCUGUCAGAAUUUCAUACCGGAUAGAGUGAAUGAAUUCCCAACGGUAGCUCAAACUCCCAAGGAAGAACAUAAACAGCAUAAUAAGAAUAAUAAUCGUCUGAAUGUCAAGCUUCAAACUGAGUGUAAAUGUCUGUAUCUCCCAGUACUAUCUCCUGGACGUUGAACCGGGCGUUUAAGCUUAAAUAGGUUUUAUUAUCUUUUGUACUGGCGCUAAAGCAGAAAGUCUUGUACAGCAAGUGUAAUUUUUGUAUGAAGUAGUCUUUUUAUUUUGAUUGAGUCCACUGUAGUUGGAUUUUCAUGAUGCAUAUUGGUAGUUCUAAGGUAACUGUGGACUGGAAACUCUAGCUCUUAGACUUUAAAAAAUAAGAAAGCCACUACUCACUCACACCUACACACACACUCACAAUGGAGUUUAGAACAUACAUGUGCUAUCGACUGUGAAUUUCCCCAGCUAACUUGAUCUGUUUCUAAUUUUCCCUCCCGGCACAUGAUGAUGUUCGACUCCUGCAGGUGAGGUCGUCUUCUCUGGCCUAGUUUUUCUCACCACAUUUACAAUUUCACCCCUUCUUAUUGCGUCGCCCGCCAUCCCCCCUUACUGGGGAAUCACAUUUUGCUGCUAGAUCAUGGUAACAGUAGAUGUUUUCUAGAUUUAACACAGCAUUUUUUUUUAAAUAAAUGAUGCAAUCAUAAUGCAAACUGGAAAUAAUUUACAAUAUGUGGGCCUCAUUGUGAAACACAGUUUGUUGUGUCUACAAAAAAAGAUGUGUACAGAUGUUUUUGACAUUUAUUAUUUGAUUGUGUUUAAAUUAAUAAAAACUGAUUUGUGAACUGUUA
Molecule: messenger RNA, 5191 nt
Organism: Pimephales promelas (fathead minnow)
Lineage: Eukaryota; Metazoa; Chordata; Actinopteri; Cypriniformes; Leuciscidae
Gene: eya1
Product: EYA transcriptional coactivator and phosphatase 1
Biological process (GO): multicellular organism development; negative regulation of extrinsic apoptotic signaling pathway in absence of ligand; positive regulation of DNA repair
Cellular component (GO): nucleus
Molecular function (GO): protein tyrosine phosphatase activity
Source: RefSeq, a predicted model, not a curated record